UGACCCAGUUACUCCAAUCUAUCAAGAGAUUAGACAAGAAACAGUGUACGUAUAGAAUUUUAAUAAAAGAAAUGGCAUACAAACACCCAGACCAUUUUGAGUUUGAAGCCCAUAUAUUUUUUGAUGAUGCAUUUGUAUAUGAUGAAGAAAAUGACAUCACUUUCAUGAACAGUUAUGUGAAAAACAUGAUAAACUCUUUGAAAAGUGCUGCCAAUUAUAGUUACUAUCCUGAUAUAGUGAUGGCACUGAAAAAAAUUGAAACCCCAUAUGGUGGUCGACUUGAGUGGACCAUGCCUGGUGGGAAUCCAUUAAUUGUACAUCUAAAGGACACACGAAAAAUAAGACAGAAGAAACGGUGGAGUCAGGUUAUGUACAUGUAUUAUAUUCUUGGUUAUAAGUUCAUGAAUUCUUUGAAAAAUAAAUUUUAUAACAUGAGUAAAGAAGAUGAGAACAUGAUGGAAGCAAUGGGAGAUAAUACCUUCAUCUUGGCCUUAGAUGGUGACACUUGUUUCCAGCCACCUGCAGUUUCCAUCCUAGUUGACCUGAUGAGGAGAAACAACAACCUUGGUGCAGCAUGCGGACGAAUUCAUCCAACUGGUUCAGGAUUUAUGGUUUGGUAUCAGAAAUUUGAGUAUGCCAUUGGUCAUUGGCUUCAGAAAGCUACAGAGCAUGUGAUUGGCUGUGUUCUUUGUAGUCCAGGAUGUUUUUCACUGUUUCGUGCAAAAGCUUUGUUGCAAGAUAAUGUUUUGAAGACAUAUACAACGAAAUCUGAAGAGCCUCUCCACUAUGUACAAUAUGACCAAGGAGAGGAUCGAUGGCUGUGUACCCUUCUUCUUCAGCAAGGCUAUAAGGUUGAGUACAGUGCUGCAUCAGAUGCCUACACACACUGUCCAGAGUCGUUCAAGGAAUUCUACACACAGAGGCGUCGCUGGGCACCAUCAACCUUGGCAAACAUAUUGCAACUACUAAGCAAUUAUAAAAAAACUGUGGCUCUUAAUGGUAACAUUUCUUAUCUGUACAUCAUGUAUCAAAGUUUACUUAUGAUUGGUACAGUCCUGGGUCCUGGGACUAUCUUUCUGAUGCUGCUUGGUGCUAUGGUAGCUGCCUUACAAAUUGACAACUGGACAUCUUUGUGGAUCAACAUUAUCCCCAUAAUUUUCUUCACACUUAUCUGCUUUCUGGCCAAGAAUGAUACACAGGUUCUUGUGGCUCAGAUUCUGAGUGGAGUAUAUUCAUUGCUCAUGAUGACUGUGCUGGUGGGUACUGCCAUACAAAUGAAAGAAGACGGCAUUGGCUCACCUUCUGCAAUCUUUCUGAUAGCGCUGACAUUAAGUUUUGUGAUAGCAGCUCUUAUUCACCCCCAAGAAAUCAGUUGUGUAUUUUAUGGUAUCUUGUAUUUCAUUUGUAUCCCAUCCAUGUACCUCCUGCUGACUGUAUAUUUUCUUAUCAAUCUGAAUAAUGUUAACUGGGGUACUCGUGACGACCAGUCCAGCAAAGCAGAGCAAGAAAAAACCAAGGAGAAAACUCAUUCGCUAUGUGGUAAAAGAACUGAGAACGAAGAAGAUGGAGGAAUAAUGUGUGGUCUUGCUAAUGUUUUUAAAUGCAUGCUUUGUACAUAUCCAAAAACAAAUGAGCAAAAUGCAGAACUUCUUAAGAUUAAUGAGAAACUAGAAACAUUGAUGAGGAAGAUGGAAGCAGAAAGAGGUACAGCUUUUCAACGGCGAUCCUCUGUUACUUUUCAAUCCAACAAAACUGUUAAGUCUUUGUCACCAAUCACAGAAGAGGCAGUAAGUGAACCAGAAAGUAUAAACAAUGAUAAUAUCUCAGACAGAGAUGAAAAUCCAAAAUCUACCUGGAUUGAAGACACAAUUUUGAAAGAGGGAAAAUUAUUCAAACUUUCUGAUAAAGAAUCGUCAUUCUUUCGAGAACUGAUUGAUACAUACUUAUUUCCUCUUUCUAAAGACGAGAAAAAAGAACAAGAAGUGGCUAGUGGAUUAAUAAUGCUAAGAAACAAAGUUGCAUUUGUUUUCUUAAUGUCCAAUGCUCUGUUCAUUCUGAUUGUGUUCCUGCUACAACUGAACAAAGAACGGUUGCACUUGAAGUGGCCAUUGGGUGUCAAGAGUAACAUUACCUACAUUUCAAGCACCUGGGAAGUGAAGGUUAAUCGAGAAUACUUAGAGUUGGAACCAAUAGGAAUCGUAUUUGCCUCAUUUUUUGCCACAAUAUUGAUUAUCCAGUUUGUUGCUAUGUUGAUCCACAGAUUUGAAACCUUCUCUUUGUUAAUGUCUUCAGUUAAACUGAAAUGUUGUGAACAAGACAAAAAUCUUCCCCAUAGUGACAGCUUGGCAGGUAUUGCUACACAUUUCCAACGACUAGAUAGUUUAGAAGAAUGUAACGAAACUGGGGAAAAACAAACGCUGGCAACAAGGCGAAAAACUAUUCAUUAUUUACAUUCAAUGCAAGAAAAGAAACAAGAAUCAAAAUUUUCAGCUGAACCUGUUAUGCUAGAAGACAUCUUUAAAAGACGCUAUUCUAGAGUGGAUCUGCUUGAUUCAGAUGAUCCUAUUAUAAAGAGCUUGCCACAGAAAUACAGACGCAGAGCCACUCUCAGCCAGUUAAACAUUCGUAGACAGUCCUUACUUCUGAGAAGUACAUCAAACACUGAUGUGAUUGGAAUACAUAAUAUUGCUUUUCAAAAUGACUCUGAUGAAGAAGACAGUAUUGAAGGAAGGUCUGAUGGUGAAGACAGUGUUUAAAGAAAUGCUAAUGAUGAACAUAGUGUUUAGGAGAGGUCUGAUCAUACAGACAGUGACUACGAUGAAGACAAACAUUACCUACUACUAGCC
Messenger RNA from Limulus polyphemus (Atlantic horseshoe crab), 2846 nucleotides. RefSeq lists its product as uncharacterized. The record is from RefSeq and is a predicted model, not a curated record. Bases 72 to 2756 code for a protein of 894 amino acids. The transcript has 10 exons. Gene Ontology annotation, cellular component: cell periphery; cell septum. Gene Ontology annotation, molecular function: chitin synthase activity. NCBI's taxonomy places the organism in Eukaryota, Metazoa, Arthropoda, Merostomata, Xiphosura, Limulidae.